AUGUGUACUCUGGUUACUUCUACGUCUAUCACAACUUCGACUACAGUGCUCAGCAUAUCAAAAGACAAAAGACUUCAUUUUGAUCAACAAUGCUAUCAGAAAAUAGGAAAGGUUAUACUUAGAGUUAUUGUGAAUAUGUCUAAAAAGUCUAUAAAGAAAACAACAAAAGCUCCUUGGGUGCCUCCUCCAGGUAGAACCAAACAUCGGGAUAAAAAUAUCGUUAAGCCUAAAGCCAAUCAUAAUAAAUGUAAUGAUGCAUGCAUGCCUGCUAAGGACCAGCCUCCAAAAGCGAUAGAGACUUUAAAACAAUUCUUGCAUUUUCAUUUGGACAUGAAGUCAGUCGAACCUGACCCUGGCGAUACUAUGUCUGAUGGCUUGCCUAUUAAGGAUCCUGAAGACAUUAUGUUAGAUUUGGUAUCUUUGGAUUCAAAUUCUUUUAGUGAUGAAGUACAAAAUAUAUCUGACAUUCAUUUACGUUCAGUCAAGCAAGAUAUGACAUUGCUAAAAGUUCAUUUUAUGUCAUUAAAAACAUCAUCACAUUUUCUUCAUAGAUUCUGCUAUAUACUAGCAGGUGAAGAAUCAUCUGUCAGGGAUCUUCUCAAUAAAGUUGAUGAAUCUAUUAAAGAAUUUCCUUUUGUGUUUGAAGAUUUGGAAUGUUCAUUGACUUUGGUAGAGAAUGAACUAAAUGAGAGCCGUAAGAAAGAUGAAUUCAACAAGUUGAUUACAAAUAAAGACUAUUUAUUGUCUAAAAUCUUGGAAUCUUAUGCAAAGUUGGUGACAUGCCUGGAGACCUCUCUUGGUAAACAGAAUACUGCAGAUCUUUCUAAAUUAGAAACAGAGCUAGAAUAUUUAAAGAAAACAUUACAGCAUGCUGAAAGAAAAAAUGUUUCUCAAGAAGCUAUUAUAAAAGAUCUGGAGAGAAGGAUAUCAGUUUUUCAGAGUAAAAAUAGUGCCUUAGAAAGUUACAAAGCAACUCUUGAAGAAGCUAGAUCUGAACUCCAGAAACAGUUGUCUCAUAAGGAAACUCAAAUUAAGUAUCUCACAACUGAACUUGCUCAAACAUCUAAAAAGAAAGACAAUGCUGAUAAUGAAAGGUUAAUUGAAAUAAUAGAAGAAAUUCAAGUUAAAGCUCAAGAUGAAAAAACAGCUCUGAAAAAAGCUGUGAAAUUCCAGAAAAGGAGAGCCGAUCAAUUGGAAGAGACAUUGAAAAAUUUGAAAACUGAUUUAAAAGAAAAAGAAAAAAUGAUGUUUGACAUUGCUGCACAGAGAGAUCAGUUGAAAGUUCAAAUGACAGUAGCCAGUAACAAUUCUAUCCAGACUAAGAACCAAAUUGAAGAAAUGAGGAGUCAGAAUUUAAAACUUCAGAAUGAAUUAACAGAAAAGGAUUUAAUUUCUAAGAAAGAGUUACAAGCAACAUCAGAAGCCCUUCAAGAAAAGAAAACUCUCUUGGCGUUAGCAAUAAAAGAAAAGGAAAAACUUGAAGAAAAAGUGAAAGAAUUAACUUGCAAUCUAGAAACACUAGAACACAAAAUAGAAUCAUACAGAAAUAAAUACAGGGAUGACAAAACUAGUGCAGUUCCUCAGACUCAUGGAUCUGGAAACUUAAGUGAAGUAUCUGAGGAAAUGAAAAAUCUUGUAACAGUGCUUCAAGACACAAAAGAAUUGUUGCAGAUCUUCAAAAUGUCUCCUUCUCAUGGUGAUGCUGGGGAUAAUAGUUACCUGUCUCAUAAUAUACUACAAGGUAAUUCUCAACAAGGUAUUUUAGCUGUUGUGCAGGAAGUUAAAGAGCAUUUAUUGGAAUGGAAAAGUUUGCACAGCAAGAUUUCUGAAGAAAAAAGCAAUGUGCAAAGUGACCUGGAAAAGCAGCUUGGUGAAUUACAGCAGUUGUAUAAUAAAUGCACAAAAGAAAAUGAGACUCUGAAAUCUGAAAUUGAUGAACUGAAAAAAACUGCCCAAAGGCCUAAAUCUGGGAGUAAUGCCAUGGAAGCUUUGCUGAGUAGAGACAGUUCAACCAAAAGUUUGCAGAUGGAAAUAAUGCUGAAAAAUGAGGAAAUCUGGAAGUUAAAGCAUGAUCAUCAACUAAGAGAGAGAGAACUGCAAAAUCAGGUGGAUGAACUGAAAGAUAAAUUACGGAAAAUGGAAAUAGAAAAUUUCAAAUUAUCAAGUGCUGAAGAAGAAUUAAAAUCUAAGAAAUUGGAAAUUGCUCUUUUAGAACAAAAGAGAGAAGAAGAGACAGAAAGGUUACUUCGCAGAACUAAAGAAUUACAAGAGUCCUUAGAUCGGACUACAGCCGAUUAUGAAAGCUUACAGCGCUAUGUACAAAUACUGAAGGCUUCCUAUUUUAAGGUUUUUGGAUCCUCUUGAUAUGUGAAUGUGUCUCAUUAUUGCGUUAUUAAAUGAAUGACAUAAAUUAAAAACAUAGAACAGUUUAUUACAUCACAAAAUUCUCCAGCUUAAAAGUACUAUGAAAGUUUCUCUACACAAUAUACAUUUUCAGAUGAGAAUUUUUUACAAAACUAAAAACUUGGAUUCAUCUGAUUCACAUCAUCGAAUCUUUUCUUGAAAGUACAUGAUUUGUUUUUUGUUUUA
Stegodyphus dumicola is the source of this 2589-nucleotide messenger RNA. RefSeq lists its product as uncharacterized. Gene Ontology annotation, biological process: regulation of cilium assembly. Gene Ontology annotation, cellular component: centrosome. The record is from RefSeq and is a predicted model, not a curated record. NCBI's taxonomy places the organism in Eukaryota, Metazoa, Arthropoda, Arachnida, Araneae, Eresidae.